Leptosomus discolor (cuckoo roller) is the source of this 497-nucleotide messenger RNA. NCBI's taxonomy places the organism in Eukaryota, Metazoa, Chordata, Aves, Leptosomiformes, Leptosomidae. The record is from RefSeq and is a predicted model, not a curated record.
AGAUAAAUGACAGCGAGGGUCACCCCAGCAGCAGCCACCAAACCUUGAAAGGAACCUCAAAAUGGGCUACAUCACUGGAGAGCCUCCUCGAAGAUCCAGAAGGAGUGAAACGAUUUAGGGAAUUUUUAAAGAAAGAAUUUAGUGAAGAAAACGUUUUGUUCUGGCUAGCAUGUGAAGAAUUUAAGAAAACACAAGGAAAAAAACAGAUGCAAGAAAAAGCUAAAGAAAUUUACAUGACUUUCCUGUCCAGUAAAGCUUCCUCCCAAGUCAAUGUUGAAGGACAGUCCCGUUUGAACGAGACCAUUUUGGAGACACCUCACCCUCUCAUGUUUCAGAAGCUCCAGGACCAGAUAUUCAAUCUCAUGAAAUAUGACAGCUACAGCCGCUUCUUAAAGUCAGACAUAUUCCUAAACCAUAAGAAGUGUGAGGAGCAAGAGGAGAAUUCACCAGAGGCCCAGACUGCAGCAAAAAGAGCAUCAAGAAUUUACAACACAUGA